AUGGGAGGCCUGGCUUUUGCCUCGGGCGAAUAUGCACUUUAUACUCCUCGAAUGCCGAAAAAAGUCUACGAAGCCACCAAAGCCCGGUGUCAAGAGAUCCUUCGCGGUCUUUACCAUCAUGUGGAAUCGCCUCUUGAUGGUCCAGGCAAAGUAGAUUUUGGAGAUAUCGAUAUUUUCUUAGCGUCCCCAAAACCAGAAGCUUCUACUGGUCUUUAUGCCAUCAACAUCAUAUCUCAAGCUCUAGAGGCCGAACGUGCUUUUGUUGAUAACGGCGGUGAAGGAAUUAAAGCCGCCGGAAGUUUAGCUAUCCCGUGGCCCAAAGGUGAAUCUAAUGAUGGUGAAGACGCAGACAAGAAACACAUCCAAGUCGACAUCCGAGUGUGCGAGUCGGAGGACAAAUUACGCUGGAUGCUUUUCAAACACGGCCACGGAGAUGUGUGGCAGAUCGUUGGAUCGAUGAUUAGGCCGUACGGACUGACAGUCGACGACAGCGCGCUGUGGCUUCGAGUUCCCGAGAUAGAAGAGUCCAAUAAGAAACUAGCCAGGAUUUUUCUGACAUCGGAUCCUCCCAAAGUUUUGGAGUUCCUUGGCUUGCCCAUGGAAGGAUGUUGGGAUCACCCUUUUCCCUCUGCGGAAGAUAUGUUUGACUAUAUUGUUUCAUGUCGGUUGAUGUAUGUCUCCCCCACUGCUCCAGAACCUGAUGCGAAGAGUCUCAAAUCAAAUGAUCGCCGGCGCAUGAGGCAGCGGCCGAUUUUCAAAAAGUGGGUGGAUGAAUUUAUUCCAGAAUGUCGUCAACUUGGUCGGUUUUCAGAACGAAAGUUUACCAGAGAGGCUGUUACCGAAGAGGCAUUCGCCGUGUUUGGCGUUGAAAAGGAAUACAAGGCCCGACGCAAAGAGUUUCUCAUAAAGCGGCAGGAGGACUUCAUCUGGAACAGCCUAAUCAAGGAUAGUAUUCCUACUCCUAAUCCCUCGGAUCAGAGAGCUGUUCUUCACAAGUCGUGCAGUGUCAAAGCUCUGAAAGAAAUCAUUCUCGGGAGCGGCGAGGGCUAUAUUUUUCAGCCAGACAAAACUAGUCUCAAGGACGCUGACGGCUUCUACAACAUCGAGUACAUUAAGGAGUUUAUCGAAACGCACAAGGAUGAUGUUGGAAAGGCAGCUCUCGUCAGACAUAAUGAAAAAUACGCAGACCGUUUGCGCCAAAAGGGGACCAAAGCACAGACGGAGUCAUCCUAA
Molecule: messenger RNA, 1233 nt
Organism: Trichoderma asperellum CBS 433.97
Lineage: Eukaryota; Fungi; Ascomycota; Sordariomycetes; Hypocreales; Hypocreaceae
Source: RefSeq, a predicted model, not a curated record